Molecule: messenger RNA, 624 nt
Organism: Cryptomeria japonica (Japanese cedar)
Lineage: Eukaryota; Viridiplantae; Streptophyta; Pinopsida; Cupressales; Cupressaceae
Exons: 1
Coding region: 1-624 (207 amino acids)
Source: RefSeq, a predicted model, not a curated record
AUGUCUCCUUUCAUGGCACUUUACGGUUAUGAGGUCCCUAGCUUUGUUGAUUUGGUGUUUGGAGAUAGUAGAGCACCUCAGGCUAGGGAUAUGGUUCAGCAAGGUCAGGACAUUUUGAAGGCAUUAAAGGACAACCUCCAGAUUGCACAGAACCGACAGAAGUUGUAUGCUGAUCGGCAGCGUAUUGAGCGCUCAUUUGAGGUUAAUGACAUGGUCUACCUAAGACUUCAGCCCUUCAGACAGUCUACUCUCAAGAAGAGUGGAGCGGAAAAACUCAAGCCAUGUUUCUAUGGUCCAUUCAGGGUCAUUAGGAGAGUGGGAGUUGUGGCUUACGAGUUGGAGCUACUAGUGAGUAGCCGAGUACAUAAUGUCUUCCACGUGUCACGCCUCAAAAAGGCGCUUGGGCACAAUGUGAUAGUCUCUCUUGAUCUGCCUCCGUUGGAUGAAGAGGGAGAACUGGUGCUAGUUCCUGAGGCCAUCCUUGAUGUCAGGGAACGAUUGUUGAGGAGGAGAACCAUCCGAGAGUAUUUGGUUAAGUGGAAGGACCUACCGGUGGAGGAUGCUACUUGGGAGAAUGAGGAGGUCUUACAGCAUCCUGGCUUGCGAUUGCUUGAGGACAAGUAA